AUGGAUGUUAAUGAAAAAAAAGAUGAGACAGAGGUCGUGAAGAAGAACAUGUCCGAAAAUGUCGAGAAAGAAGAGAUUGUUUCGAAAACGGAAGAUGCUAAAGUCGCCGCCGAAGCAAAUGGAGAUCACAUCAAACAUGCAAAAGACGGCGAAAAUGCAAAAACGGCGAAUGUAAGUUUACCAAUCUCCGACAAGGAAAAUGGCGUUGCAAAACACGACGAAAAUGCAAAAGACGACAAAAAUGCGAAAGAUGACGAAAAUGCAAAAACGACGAAUGUAAGUUUACCAAUCUCCGACAAGGAAAAUGGCGUCGAAAAUGCAAAACACGACGAAAAUGCGAAAACGACUAAUGUAAGUUUACCAAUCUCCAACAAGGAAAAUUCCGUCGAAAAUGGGAAGGAAAAUGUGAAGGAGAGUGAGAAAAUAGAUAAGUGUUUAUCUAAUGAAAAUGGAAAUGAAAUUGCGACAAAAAUCGAGAAGGGUGAGUCUUCUUCUUCUUCCUCACCAACCAAUGCAAAAGAUAGAGAUUUGUCCUUAAUCAGCGACGAAAAUGCGUUUGUCGCCGAUCUAAAAGAGUACGAGAAAAGGGCAUUAUUAGAUCUGAAAUCGAAACUCGAAGAAGCCAUUUUGACACACAAAUUAUUCAAAAAGGCGAAGAACAACGAAGAGAAGAUCGAAGAAGAAUCAUCCGACAAAAUUACCGAUGAAAACGAAAAACAAGAUAUCGUCGCCGACAAGGGGAAGGAUAAAAUGAUAGUGACGGAAAAAGAUGACAAAGCCGACGAAGAAGUAGAUAAAGACAUCGCUCUUUGGGGGGUCCCGCUAUUGCCGAGCAAGGGUGACUCGGCGACCGACAUUCUCCUAUUCAAGUUCUUGGUGGCGAGAGAUUUCAAGCCGAACGACGCCUUCGAGAUGUUAAGGAACACGCUCGAGUGGAGGAAGGAGAACAAGAUCGAUUCCAUCACGGAAGAAGAACUUUCCGAAAGCUUCUACGACACCGUCGGGUACAUGAAGGGGUUGGAUCGAGAAGGACACCCCGUUUGUUAUAAUGUUUACGGUGUUUUCGAUGACGAGGCGACGUACAAUAAGACGUUUGGAACGGAGGCGAGUCGGGAGAAGUUUCUUAGGUGGAGGCUCCAAUUGCUCGAGAAGGAGAUUCGAAAGCUCGAUUUUAGGCACGGUGGAGUAUCGAAGUUGCUCCAAAUUAAUGAUCUCAAGAACGCUCCGGGACCUUCUAGAAGGGAUCUUAGGCUCGCGACCAAACGAGCCGUCGGCAUUCUUCAGGACAAUUAUCCCGAAUUUGUUUCGAGAAACAUCUUCAUCAAUGUUCCGUUUUGGUACUACGCUUUCAACGCGAUUUUGUCGCCCUUUUUGACGCAAAGGACAAAGAGCAAAUUCGUGUUUAGUAGACCUUCUAGAGUCACCGAAACACUUCUCAAAUACAUUGCUGCAGAGGAAAUACCUAUUAUAUACGGAGGACUACAAAGAGAAAACGAUCCUGAUUUCUCGACACAAGACGCCGCUUCCGAGGUCAACGUUAAGGCCGGAACAACUGAAAACAUAGAAAUCCCUGCACCAGAGGUGGGAAAUAGUUUGAUGUGGGAUUUGACAAUAGUAGGGUGGGAUGUGAACUACAAGGAGGAAUUUGUGCCGACCGACGAAGGUUCGUAUACGGUGAUAGUGAAGAAGGGAAGGAAAAUAAGUUGGCAACACGAAUCUAUUCGUAACACAUUUGCGAAUAAAGAACCCGGAAAAGUUGUGAUCACCAUCGAGAAUAGUAUAUUCAAGAAGAAGCGUGUUUUUUAUAGAUACAAGAUCAAGAACAACCAUGCUUCUUCUUCUUGAAGUUCUUCGACGACGUGGCAUGUUACCGCAUGCGGAGUUUCCCGGCGUGGAGUGGGAUUUUCCGUCUAGAUACACUCGAUCGGG
Molecule: messenger RNA, 1929 nt
Organism: Erythranthe guttata (spotted monkey flower)
Lineage: Eukaryota; Viridiplantae; Streptophyta; Magnoliopsida; Lamiales; Phrymaceae
Product: patellin-4
Molecular function (GO): lipid binding
Source: RefSeq, a predicted model, not a curated record